Messenger RNA from Morchella importuna, 330 nucleotides. RefSeq lists its product as uncharacterized. Bases 1 to 330 code for a protein of 109 amino acids. The transcript is spliced from 7 exons. The record is from RefSeq and is a predicted model, not a curated record. Lineage: Eukaryota; Fungi; Ascomycota; Pezizomycetes; Pezizales; Morchellaceae.
AUGUGUGUUCCAGUACGUUGCAGUCCUAGAAUCGAUCCUGGGUUAAGGUUUACUAGCUUGGCGGGGAUAGCUAGAUCAUAUACGAGUACAUACAUGUACUCAUGUUCCAUGUGGGCCAAUGGGUGCUACCUGUGUAGGUACUUACUCACACCGUAUCGUUCGGCACGGCUCCGGCAUGCUUCCGAGUGCAUAUUACAUAGCAGUGGUGGUGGAUUGGUAUUUAGCUAUGUUGGGGGCAGUGGUUUUUCCGAAUGGCCAGGGGUGAAGAGAGUGUGCUUUGAAGGGACGCAGGACUGCAUCACCGGUGUUAGUGAGACGCGCUCGACUUGA